ACUCUGCACAUCUGCUCCAUCUCUCAAUUGUUAGGGUCUCCAAAACCAAGGGGCAAGCAAUCAAGCUCCAUCCGGCAGGUCAGCAAGUCGAUGCUGCCUGUGCCAACCGCGCCAACCGCCCAUGCCGCCCACCAGCCGCCCUCUGCUGCGCCCAUCUCGCUCGUGCGCUUGCACCUGCCCCUGGCGGUUGGCGCAUCCAAAACCACCAACCGCAAAGCCACCGACCACGAGGCUUUGCCCGACGCUUCGUGCUCCGGUGCUCCGUCCUGCGAUCCUGCUAGCUCACGAAAUCACGAACCUACCACCCACGCAUGCACUCCCAUGCACACCCAAGGGUCAAGGCCCAAGGGCGUCGUCGCUAAAAUCCGCGGCGGAAGCUUGUGCAAACUCGAGCAGCCAGCACACGAGGUUCCUAGCCCCGUCGCUCCGUCCAGCCAGUCACAGUCAGGCUGGAAUGCCGAGCUUCCCUCCGAAGCCUCCGAGCCGAGCCUGCCGACGCCUCCUCGUCCAAGACGAGGGCAUGGUGCCUCGCGGUCUUGAGCCAAGCUUCUUCACCUCACCUCCGGAACUUCACAUCUUCCAUAUGCAGGCACUCGCACUGGCUGGCCGCUGGGGCUCACCGAAGCGAAGCGAGCUUACCCCGCACCCCCACACCAAGCCUUAGUGGGGUGGGACCUGGGCGGUAAGCGAGCGGCCCGCCGGUCCGACAGCCCGUCCAGUAGCGAGGCCAACCGAGGCAUGCAUCUUUCGGGGCGAGCAAUCGCUUCUGUCUGCUCCAGUACGAGCUGCCCGUCUCAACCCACUGGCGCAGCCGCUGACGGAAAUCUCGAGCUGCCAACGACGUAGGUGCGGAACCUCGGCCGUGCGCAUGCGUGCAUGGCAGAGAGGAGUUUAGAGGCCGAUACUGUAGCUCGAGCAACAAGGGCGGCCGGCCGAGAUCCGAGCCAGGCUUCAGGAACCUCUCCUCCCUGUGGUGG
Cutaneotrichosporon oleaginosum is the source of this 977-nucleotide messenger RNA. RefSeq lists its product as uncharacterized. NCBI's taxonomy places the organism in Eukaryota, Fungi, Basidiomycota, Tremellomycetes, Trichosporonales, Trichosporonaceae. The record is from RefSeq and is a predicted model, not a curated record.